Microsporum canis CBS 113480 is the source of this 1902-nucleotide messenger RNA. RefSeq lists its product as hypothetical. The transcript is spliced from 3 exons. The coding region runs from base 1 to 1902 and encodes 633 amino acids. Gene Ontology annotation, molecular function: zinc ion binding; DNA binding; DNA-binding transcription factor activity, RNA polymerase II-specific. NCBI's taxonomy places the organism in Eukaryota, Fungi, Ascomycota, Eurotiomycetes, Onygenales, Arthrodermataceae. The record is from RefSeq and is a predicted model, not a curated record. Gene Ontology annotation, cellular component: nucleus. Gene Ontology annotation, biological process: regulation of DNA-templated transcription; DNA-templated transcription.
AUGGCAAGAACACGGACGGUGCAAACCUGCGAGGCGUGUCGAAAGGCGAAAGUUCGCUGUGACAGAGCAAAACCACAGUGUUCGCGCUGCCUUAAGGCGAACCGCGAUUGUUCAUAUCUAGCAGAAGAUGCUACUUCAUCCCUUGAAUCCUCAUCCACGUCGUACACUGCAUUAUCUGAUCCCGCUAGCCCCGAUCAGAUUGAUGCAUGGCUGGCGGACCUGAACGGAGCCACAUCUACUGCAGGCUCGGAAGCGAGUGAGACCCUUGGAUCCAUCGGAGCUUCGAAUUCAAAUGAAAAUACACCCCCGUCUACGGCCCUAGCUUGCACAAAGCUACACUCUCUCACAGAGGCUGGGCCACAACACUGGGUAUCGCGCAGAAGAAAGCGAAAUACGAUAACCUGUGUUCGCUGCCGUCGUAUGAAGAUGGAGAGGCUCUACUCGCCGUCAUGUUCCCGGAAUAAGAGGCUUAUUCCUGACGAUGAAAAUGAUUUCCCAGAAAGUACAUGGUCGCCAAAUUACCCAUUUGGCGAAAGACCACGUCGUUCCAAGUCUACGAGGAAGGCGAUGUUAGCCUCGAUUCCCAGCAGGGAGGUCGCCGACAAGUUUGUUGAAGCUUACCUUGAUGUUAUUGAAACAUCUCACCGCAUUCUCCACGUUCCAACCUUGAAGCUCCAGAUUCAAGCGUUCUGGUGCCAACCUAGUGCAGCUGAUGACGGCUGGCUCGCCCAAUACUUCACAAUUCUUGCCCUUGGAUGCGACGCAUGUAGAGCUGAGGCGUCUGAUGCUACGGAGCCUUACACCAAGCUACGGCAUACACUACUGACCGCUGCAGAAACCUGUCUGAGGCUCACCCCAUUCCUAUACCGACCUACAUUAGCUAACCUCAGAACCUUAUGUCUGAUGGUCAUCGCGAAACAGAUACAUACCAUGUCAUGCUCUGAACAUGAGGCCUGCUGGCCACUCACUGGUCUCAUAGUUCGCCUAGCAAUGAUGGUAGGCAUGCACUCUAGCAGUAGCAACAAGGUCUAUUCACCCUUUCAUGCAGAGAUGAGAAAUCGUCUAUGGGCCGUGAUAUGUUUCAUGGACCUCAAGCAAUCGCUGCUCUCCGGGAUGCCACUCCAGAUCACAACCGAAACCUUUACAUGUUUUGCACCGGCUAAUAUAAAUGAAGAUGAAAUACAUGAGUCUUUCAACGGUGAAAUACUGAGCCGGCUGCUUCCGGAGAGGACGGAUUCCACUGUCCUGGUCGUUUUACAUGAUGUAUUCCCUCUCGUUGCUGAUAUAAUGAGGAUGGUGAACUCGGCGGAUGGGUCUCUUCAAUACGAAGACGUCUUGGAAUAUGAUAGCCAGAUUCGGUUUAAGAUGAAAGAAUAUGAAGUCAUCUUCCAAGCAUCUCCAAAAUGCCUUACCGAAUCUGCCGAGUUAUCGUCAGGCUUAGGGAACAGCAGCAUUGACCCUGCAAGGAUCCUUUUAAACGUCUACUUCCGCCGAAUACUACUCACCCUCCAUAGCUAUUUUGCGAAGUUGCCUCAGGCAUUUAUCGAAUACCCGGUGGCUUACUGGUCAUCUCUGGAGUGUUCUCUAGCACUCCUUGCACAGCAGAGAGAACUAUGCGAACAAGCAGCGCAUAACCGUGGCAUUUCGACAUGGUUUUCAAGACUCUUCAAGCAGGAUUUCUUCACGGCUGCAAUGACUCUAUGCUUCCACCUCAUAAAGGAUGACUCGCCUCUCGAAUUACCCGCAGAGCAUCUCUGUCAAAUUCAAGCCAGGGAAACCGUUCUCGAAACAUUAAGAAGCUGUAGGGAUCUCUGGGGAAAAGACAAGGAUUUGUCGAACUGUCACGACCGAGCUUGCCAGCUUGUAACUGAUUUAGUACAUCAUUUUGAAGAAACGAUUUAA